Emericellopsis cladophorae is the source of this 1107-nucleotide messenger RNA. Its product is annotated as Transcription initiation factor IIF subunit beta-like protein. Gene Ontology annotation, cellular component: transcription factor TFIIF complex. The record is from RefSeq and is a predicted model, not a curated record. Lineage: Eukaryota; Fungi; Ascomycota; Sordariomycetes; Hypocreales; Bionectriaceae. Gene Ontology annotation, biological process: transcription by RNA polymerase II; transcription initiation at RNA polymerase II promoter. The coding region runs from base 1 to 1107 and encodes 368 amino acids. The transcript is spliced from 4 exons.
AUGGCCGACACCACCGCGGCCAUCAAGGCCGAAGCCACAGAGGAGAUGCCUGAUCGCCUGGGCACUCCUGAUGAGGAGGACUUGUACGAAGAUGCCGGCGACCUCGAGUUCUUCGACGCCAACAGCGCUUCGCAACUGAACCAGAUGUACCUUGCCCGGUUGCCAAAAUAUGUCUGGGAGAAGUGGGAGAAGAUGUUGGAGCGCCUUAGCGACGAGGACGAGAUUCAGAUUGCUACCAUGCGCCUUUGGUACGACAAGAAUGAUGCAAGCCAGGGAACGAAACCUGUCACACGCAUGCUGUUGAACGAUAAAAUACCAGAGCAUCAAGGCAUUCCUCUCGAGUACAAAAUGGACAUCAAAAACAACGACAAAGAGCUCGAGAACCACUUUCUGUUCAGCGAAGAGGAUCUACCAGGAUUCAAAGCGAAGAACAAGGCGCGCGCUGCGGCGUUGAAGAAAGGCAUACCAGCUCAUAUUCUAAACAAGCCCAGAGACGGUGCUGUCGAGAAGCCAGCAUUCGACCGCAGGAAUAGAUAUCAACCAUUCUAUCGCAAGGCCAUCCCCAAAAAAACAAAGAUUGCUGGAAAGUUCAAGUUCGACUGUCGCAUUGAGCCGCUCAACAAGGCUGAGGAGAACAAGAUGAUUAUGCGCCAACUGCAUGAACUGGAGAAGCCUAAGAAAGGCAUCAAAGUCAUCAGUGGAAGCGAAGCCGCAACCUUCCGGACUGGCCCAUCGGGUGGCAAUAUGUGGAACAACAACUUUGUUAAGGGAGCUGCGCCGACGGUCAAGCAGAAGAAGGGCCCCACGAUCAAGGCUGCUCGCCUUCCCAAGAACGAGCUCCUGGACUUGCUGUUCCAGAACUUUAACGAAUACCAGUACCACUCCAUGAAAUCUCUACGCCAGAGAACGCAGCAGCCCGAAGCAUGGCUCCGCGAGGUCUUGGAUGAAAUUGCUGUUCUUAUCAAAGCUGGUCCCUUUGCCAACAGGUACAAGCUGAUCGACAGCUAUGCGGACCGUGGUACAACACAAGGCAACGUGGCGGAGGAAGCCAACGAGGAAGACGAGGAGGAAGAAGAAGAAGAAAUGGAGGAUGUGAUACCCUCCUAG